AUCACUUUAGGAAAUCACAUUGGCUUUUUAUAUCAUAUUUGAAUUGGAAAAAAUAAAAAUACUUAUGAGCUACUUGAAGACAGUAUAUGUGGAGUGAUUUGUUUUACAGGCGGCGCGAGGACACCAUUUGGCUUAACUGGGGCAGCGUUGGAAGCCAUUGCGUCGUCGGCAGUUAGCAGAGAGCAGUUUGUUCUCUGUCCUUUCUUCGUAAUUAAUAUUUUUAGACAUUAAAGUAGUUGGAUACGCAGCAGCAUGUUUAACCGGAUGACAAGCUUGUGGAUGGGGGAUUUGGACCCCUACAUGGAUGAGAAUUUCAUCAAAGAAGCAUUCAGUGCCAUGGGAGAGACUGCUUGUGGAGUUAAAAUCAUAAGUCACCGAGUAACUGGAGGUUCUGCUGGCUACUGCUUUGUAGAAAUGUCAGAUGAAGCCAGUGUUGACCGCUGUGUUCUCAGACUGAACGGGAAGCUAGUUCCAGGAUCCAAUCCGCCCAGAAAGUUUAAGUUAAACUAUGCGACAUAUGGCAAAAGACCAGAGGCAGGGCCAGAGUAUUCUGUAUUUGUCGGCGAUCUUACUCCGGAGGUGGACGACUUUCAGCUCCAUCAGUUCUUCAUGAAGAAAUACUCCACGUGCAAAGGGGGCAAAGUGGUCACCGAUCCGUAUGGAAACUCAAGAGGCUACGGCUUCGUCAAGUUCGGCGAUGAAAACGAGCAAAGGAAGGCUCUGGAGGAGUGCCAGAAUGCCAGCGGUCUGGGGGGCAAGCCCAUCCGCAUCAGCAUCGCCGUCAACAAGGGCAACAAGAUGAAUAACUAUCAGCAAAAUUACAACUACAACAAUUACAACUACAACAAUUAUGGCAAUUACAACGGCUAUCAGCAAUCAUACUACCAGCAACCUUACCAGAGCUACUACCCACAGUGGGGCUAUGACCAGUACAGCAGUUACAGCUACGGCUACGGGUCUUAUGGGGCACCCCCCCCGGGUCCUGGCAUGAUGCCUCCGCCCCCUCCCAUGGGCAUGCCUCCCAUGCCACCAAUGCACACGGACACCCUCACGUCUGCUGAGCACACCGAAGGGUCUGCAGAGGAUGCUGAUGAAGCUGUUGAAGACCCCAACCCCCAGCUGGAUGUGGAUGCUCUCAACAGGCAGUACAUGGAGCGCAGUGAGGAGCUGUACGAUUCGCUCAUGAAUUGUCACUGGCAGCCACUGGACAGCGUCACCUCCGACAUCCCGGCCCUGGCCAGCUCCUGAGGGUCCUGGCCAUCCCCCUCCCAUCCAGUGUGUGUGUGUGCGUGCAUUGGGGUGCCUCUGGGGAUCAACAGCCAUUAAAAAUACCCUCCCUUUACUGAUUUUUAUAUGUAAUUAUUUGGUACUUUCAAUGGGUGGUGGUGUACUCCAGAGGUGUUUCACGUCACACGUUGAGGACUGUCUCUCCUCCUCCUGUUUCUCCCGGUGGCGUUGUUUACCCUCUCGUGCAUGGGGACUCUCUGCCCGGCACGAGCGGGGGACUCUCUGUCCGCGCGAGCCGAGGUUGGUCUGACCCGGCUUGUGCCACUUGGACCACUGCAUCUGCCUUUCUGCUUCGACUCGGAUGGAUGGAUGGACUCUCCAUUUGGCUGUGAAUGAGGGUGUUGCUGAUGGUGGUGGGUGGGGGGGUCUGAGCGCUGGAGUGUAGUGGCCAUCGCGUAAUCCUUACCUUCUGAAGUGAUCACCUGUACAGCCGUGGGUGGAGCACUGCCCUUCUCAGACUGCCGUUGGAGGCACAUCGCUCGUCACUGCCUGCCAUAGCUUUUAUAUAUUAUAUAUAAAUGUGGUGUAAAUUGAACAAUUUGGUGUGUCGUGUGUAUAUAUCUUUUUUUCUUGUUUUGAAUUACUGUCUGCCAUUAUUAAAGACAGAAACUGGUUACUCUGGGAGGUCAGCUGUUGUCUUCAAAUUCUCUGAGUGUGGGGCAUUUCGUGGUACUUCCUCCUGUCUAAGGUCUUGCUGAAGUAGAAGAAUAUAAAUUGGCACGACGCCGGAUGUGUUAAGGACCCUUUCUUUGCGGGAACUCCAGUCGAGUGUCUUUAAAAAGGAUGUUUGUAAACAAAGUAGAAUGCCAACCAUAUUUUAGGUGGAAACGCCUCUCAUCAUCAUGGCUAAGAUAUUUCAUAGAAAAAUUUUGCUUUCAGUAGAACUUCCGCUUUCCGUUUAAAGUUUAUUUUCUUAUAAGACCGUCAAACGUUUCAUGUAUUUUUGUAUUAAAAGUCAUCGAUAUUUUUAAGUACUCUGGCCAGAAAGAGCGGCUCGAUGCUUGGGGAUCUGAUAUUCAGACAGACACUAAACCUAUACGGAAGAGCUUUACUUGAUGAAGGAAUGUUUGUUUCUAUGUGCGGCAAACACCGACCACGUACUGCGCUUGCUAGUUCCGUCCAACUCUACGGAAACGGCGGCGAGGUUACACAUCUGUUAUUUAGCUUCUGAUAUUUUUUGUGAAGCUCACUGAAGUUAUGGUUGAAAUUCUGUACGUAUUCUCCUGUUGCAGUCGUUUAUAGAAAUAAACUUGGGCAUACGGAAGAUUAUAA
This is a messenger RNA of Brienomyrus brachyistius, 2559 nucleotides long. RefSeq names its product tRNA selenocysteine 1 associated protein 1b (gene trnau1apb). The coding region runs from base 253 to 1248 and encodes 331 amino acids. The record is from RefSeq and is a predicted model, not a curated record. The transcript has 9 exons. Gene Ontology annotation, molecular function: RNA binding. NCBI's taxonomy places the organism in Eukaryota, Metazoa, Chordata, Actinopteri, Osteoglossiformes, Mormyridae.